CACGUGAUCUGUUAUUAAACGCCACAGGGGCGUGGCUCUGAUUUCCAACGUGCUAGUAUGUUAUGACACCGCUCUUCAGUGCGAACGAGUGAAAUCGUAACGAUGUCUCUGUACCGAAACACAAUCUGGCUCCUGAAGGGUCUACAGGAAUAUACGAAGGGCGGUUAUGAGGCAGCGGCGAGGCGCUUCAACGAGGCGGAUCUGGAGGUGAAUGUGAGCGGUCGCUCGUUCAUCAUCACCGGAGCGAACAGCGGCAUCGGUAAAGCCACCGCCUGCGAAAUCGCCAAAAGAGGUGGGACAGUACAUCUGGUGUGCAGAAACGAAGAUCGUGCAAAGGAAGCAAAAAACGACAUUGUGGAGCAAAGUAAAAAUGAGAAUGUCCAUGUUCACCUAGUUGACAUGUCCAACCCCAAGAAAGUGUGGGAGUUUGCUAGUGGAUUCUCUCAGAAUCACAAUCUACAUGUUCUGAUCAAUAAUGCGGGUUGCAUGGUCAAUCAGAGAGAACUGACUGAGGAUGGCCUGGAGAAAAACUUUGCGACAAACACACUAGGGACAUAUAUACUGACAACAGCACUGAUUCCCACACUGAAGAAGUCAGAGAAUCCUAGAGUGAUUACUGUGUCAUCUGGUGGGAUGUUGGUUCAGAAGUUAAAUAUAGAGGACCUUCAGUUUGAGAAAGGCUCUUUUGAUGGCACCAUGGCCUAUGCACAAAACAAGAGGCAACAGGUGAUCAUGACAGAACAAUGGGCAGCUCAGCACAAAGAAAUCCACUUCUCAUCCAUGCACCCAGGCUGGGCAGACACCCCAGCUGUGAGGUCAUCAAUGCCAGAUUUUUAUGAGAAAAUGAAGAAUAAACUCCGUACUGAAGCGCAAGGUGCCGACACAGUGGUGUGGCUGGCCAUAUCAGAUGUCGCCAGCAGACAGCCCAGUGGCCUCUUCUUCCAAGACAGAAAAGCAGUUUCUAUGCAUCUGCCUCUGGCCUUCUCCAGAUCUUCUUCAGCUGAAGACCAGCAGCUCAUGAGCAAACUGGAGGAGCUCACUGUGAAAUUCAAGUGUUAAACGGUUGGGUUAGUGGCCAAAUCCACAGAAGCCUUCAUUGUGUAAUAUUGAAUACUCAUGAAUACUAUAACAAAACAACCUUAAAUGUUUACAAUAUUUCAAACCUAAUGUACACACUCCUAAAAAUGUUUGUUAUACUAGUUUGAGGCAAGAACUAGUAUAUCAACAACUAGUACAUCGACUUCUGCAAUGGCAGUUUUUAUGAGUUUCUCAACUUGCAAGGCAAGGCAAGGCAAGUUUAUUUAUAUAGCACAUUUCAUACGCAAAGGUAAUUCAAAGUGCUUUACAUAAAAGGCAGUAGAAUAAUCAUAAAAACAAAAAUCACAACAAUAAAACAAAAAAAAUUAAAAACUUUUAAAAUUAUUUAAAAUUUGAUUUAAAAUAAAUUUAAGGCCAUUAAAAAAUGGAAAAAGGUUAUACACUAGUGCAAUCAGUUCGGACGUAGCACAGUGCUCAUUCAGUAAAUGCACAGCUAAACAGAUGAGUUUUGAGUCUAGAUUUAAAUGUAGCUAAUGUUUUAGCACAUUUGAUCUCUUCUGGAAGCUGAUUCCAACUUUGCCUUGUUUUGUGUGAACCCAGUCUUACCUCUAACAUGAAUGUUAAAGCUGCUGAAGCUAAAUAAAUAGAACAACCACAAAGAUUUGAUUUUGUAUGCUUGAUGAAUAAGACAACUGUUGCUGCAUGAAAAUAACAGGUUAUUUUAUUCAUAAAUUUAAAUAUGCUAUACUAAAACAACAGCAACAAAUGAACUGACAUCAAGACCAGUGUUGGGGGUAGUGCAUUACAAGUUACGCAAUUAGAGUUACGUAAUCAGAUUACUUUUUUCAAGUAACUUGUAACGCAUUAAUUUUUGAUUUACAGGAACAUAUUUGAGUUACUUUUUCAAAUAAGUAACGAACGACAGUUACUUUGUUUUCCAUUUAUUGAGCUGACAGCUUUGGGGGUAGUGCAUUACAAGUAACACGAGUUAUGUAAUCGGAUUACUUUUUUCAAGUAACUAGUAAAGUAACGCAUUACUUUUUAAUUAGAUUUUUAAUUUGAUUAUAAAAGAAAUAUCAUUUAUAUGUUUAAUCCCAUUUUAUUAACCAAUGUCUUUGCUGCUGACCUGCGAUGAUCCAAUUCAACCAUACAAGCACAAAAGCAAAAAUGACUUUAGUUAAACAUCACAUUUUUGUUUCAUUGCUGAAAUAAGUGUUGGGCCUUUUUCUCCUGCAUUCUAUUCUUCAUGCAAUUUGUUUGAUCUGCGGCCUCUACUGUACAGACAUGAAUUUACAUUUCCUUCAUCCUUUCACUUUUGGGCUUUUACAUUUGCCAAAAAUAGAAUUUGGUAUAUUAAAAAAUAUACAAAAAAUAUAUAUUCUAUAUAUAUAUAUAUAUAUAUAAAUAUACAAAAAUAUAUAUUCUCAACAGCUGUCUGAAAACAUGCUCUGCAGCACUACCAGUAACUUGUAUUCCAAUUAAACAAUAAAUGUGAAGAUAAAUAAAUAUGAAGAAAUAUUAUAGAGCUGCUUCUUAUACACAGUUGAUUUUACUAGCUCAUUAUUAACUAAAAAUGACUGUUUUUUUUUUUUUUUAAUUUUUUUUUUUUUGUCAUUUUGUUGCAACUGACGUGAUUCUUAAUUAAAUAUAAUAUUAAUAUUAAUUGAACAAUUAAUCUCUUUGUCUCAGCAUUUUAGGAAAUUAUUUUGUUUGCAUUUUUAUUAACAUCUAUUUUCUGACUUUUUUCUGAACAAUUGAUAAAAUUCAAAUUGGCAGUUGGUAGACUUAAACCAAAGGGUUUUAAAAUUGUUUAUAUUUAUAGAAUUAAAGAGCCAUGACAAACAGUAAAAGAAUCCCAGUGUUGCUUCAGUCACAAAAACAAGACUUUUAAUUCAAAACGCAUAAAGACUUAUGUCCAGUUAUCAUCAUUUACACUACUGUUCUAAGGUCUGGGGUCAGUAAGAUUUUUUUUUUCUUGAAAGAAAGUAAUACUUUUAUUCAGCAAGGAUCCGUAAAUGUUACAACAGAAUAGUAAAUGCUGUUUCUUCAUCAAAGAAUCCUGCUAAAUUUUUUGAAUUCCACAAAAAUAUAAAGCAGCACUUAUUAUUUUCAUUACAUGACAUUCAUUACAUAUGCUUUUUUGAACACUAGAUCAUCAUAUUAGGAUGAUUUCUGAAGGAUCAUAUGACACUGAAGACUGAAAUAAUGGCUGCUGAAAAUUCAGCUUUGCUUUCAAAGGAAUACAUUUAAAUAUACUCAAAUAGAAAACAGUUCUUUUACAUUUUUACUGUAUUUCUGAUCAAAUAAAAACAAAUUGUUUAAAUUGCUUCUUUCAAAAACACAAAAAAAUCUUGCUGAUCCCAAACCUUUAAAUAGCAGUGUACUUUAAAACUUUAGUCAGAUUGGUCCUUUCUAAAAAGCUAAUAGGCAAUAUAAGCUCCAGAUUUGGAAUUACACAAUUACAAAUUAAACCAUCUUUAUUUUGUGCCAUUCCUGCUGUUUUAUCUAUCUUUACCUGGUGACCAUUCAGCUGUAAUGUUUUAUCCACUGCGGCUUUACAGUGAGCUAUUAAAAUGUUGAAUUUUUGUUUAAACCACCACCAUAAUAUUUUCUGAUCCAAUGAAAAAAUGAAAUACUGUGACUCUUACUUACAUUAAUGAGAUGUCUAUGAAACAUCAGCUUUAAUAAGAUCAAACACAAUAUUAUUACAAUGAAGCAUUAUUGAAUUUUACCCUGUGUAAACAACAACAUUUGUGAUUAUGUACAUCUUAAAUCUUCCAAAUAAAUUUCCUGGUAAUAAAAUACCAGUAAAACGAA
Molecule: messenger RNA, 3855 nt
Organism: Labeo rohita (rohu)
Lineage: Eukaryota; Metazoa; Chordata; Actinopteri; Cypriniformes; Cyprinidae
Gene: dhrs12
Product: dehydrogenase/reductase (SDR family) member 12
Exons: 10
Coding region: 103-1059 (318 amino acids)
Source: RefSeq, a predicted model, not a curated record